Prunus armeniaca (apricot) is the source of this 471-nucleotide messenger RNA. The record is from the annotation of a GenBank genome assembly. NCBI's taxonomy places the organism in Eukaryota, Viridiplantae, Streptophyta, Magnoliopsida, Rosales, Rosaceae.
AUGCAUGAUGUUUGCAAUUACGACACAUACUUCGUUCAGAAGUACGAUGUUGUUGGGAUUUUCGGUCUUCUUUCAGAGCAAAAACUUACAGCUGCUUUGUGGAUGCUUGCGUAUGGGGCAUCUAAAAUCUCUACACGAGGGAGUACCUCCGCAAACCUACACCUAGGAACCUCCGAAGGCUUCUAUGAAAAGGCGGGGCUCAAGUGGAAGAAUUUCCCAACUGCUUGGCAAGGAGAUUAUGGGAAUAGGAAGGACAAAAAAAGUAUAAUUCUGGAGGCCGUUGCAUCAUUCGACACUUGGGUUUGGCAUGCCUUUUUGGGACAUGCCGGAUCUCAAAACGACCUCAAUGUUCUUGGUCAAUCCUCGGUAUUCAACGAUGUCUUGAGAGGUUAUUUCCCCCAGACACAGGUUUAUUGGGAGCUAAACCUGAGCCUUUUCCCAUGGAAGAUAUCUAAAGCCCGACAAUAUUGA